Larimichthys crocea (large yellow croaker) is the source of this 1452-nucleotide messenger RNA. RefSeq names its product basic transcription factor 3 (gene btf3). The transcript is spliced from 6 exons. Bases 151 to 639 code for a protein of 162 amino acids. The record is from RefSeq and is a predicted model, not a curated record. Lineage: Eukaryota; Metazoa; Chordata; Actinopteri; Sciaenidae.
UGUUUGCCGCACGUCACUUCCACCCUCCUCUCUCUCUCUCUCUCGCUUCCAUCUUGCUCCCCGCAUGUGUCUGCUGUUAGUUUACAGGUCAGUGAGGAGCUUUAAAUACCUUCUUCCCUGCACUGUUUCCCCCCGAUACGACGCCAAGAGAUGAAAGAAGCAAUUAUGAAUCAAGAAAAACUUGCUAAACUACAGGCACAAGUCCGCAUCGGCGGAAAGGGUAGUGCUCGCAGAAAGAAGAAGGUCGUACACAGAACAGCAACAGCAGACGACAAGAAGCUCCAGUUCUCCUUAAAGAAACUCGGUGUCAACAAUAUCUCUGGUAUUGAAGAGGUUAACAUGUUUACAAAUCAAGGAACAGUCAUCCACUUCAACAAUCCCAAAGUUCAGGCGUCCCUCGCUGCCAACACCUUCACCAUCACCGGCCACGCCGAGACCAAGCAGCUCACCGAAAUGCUGCCGGGUAUCCUGAACCAGCUGGGAGCCGACAGUCUGACGAGCCUCAGGAGACUUGCAGAGGCCCUCCCCAAACAGGCUGCAGAUGGAAAAGCGCCGAUUGCGACAGUAGAAGAAGAAGAUGACGAUGUUCCAGAUCUGGUGGAGAAUUUUGAUGAAGCAUCCAAGGAUGAGGCUAACUAGAGGAAAAAGGGACUCAAAUCUUGACAGGACCAUGUGCGGCACAAGAUGUUUCUCUGUCUGUUUUGAGAGGUGGAAAGUUAAUCGUUUAAGUACCCCGAGAAGACGGAUAAUGUGUCAACUUUUGACUGUGAGCAUUCUGUAAUAUGUGGAACACCUGAACAAAGUACUUGCAUACUCUUGUGAAUUUUUUUUUUUUUUAGAAUAAUACUCUAAAGUAUUAAAAAGCAGGGGGUAGCAGUAUUUUAGUAUUCAUUCCACCUUCUCUUUUCCACCAGACGUUCCACAUGCUUGUUGUGCUCUGUGUGUCCAGCUAGAGUGAGCGAUUGUGUGUAAAAAUGUGGUGUUUAAGGCUCUCGCUGUACAUCUGUUUCCUCCAUGUUACUGAACCUUAAUUCUCUGUGGCCUCGCUCAAACCACCAUAUCUGGAAUAAACCUUUGCUACUGUCAAUAAAUAGUCAAAAUUUUCUGUUUUUCUUUUUCCCCCCUCAAGUACUGUUUCCACAGCUGAAAUACUCCAGUCGCCCUUCUUUUUUGAAUCGGUCAGCAUGCUCAAGUGUGCCGGCUGAUCUUUGACCAGAUUGUUUACAUAGUUGCGCAGCUCUGUUAAAGGAGCACUUCACUUGAAAACCUCAAGUAGUUUUGGAAUAAAGACAUUUUGUUCUCACUGCUGCAUUGCCAGGUGUAGGAUUUCACUCCAUGUAUAGAUCUCACCUGUAUGAUCAAAUAUGUUUUGGGUACAGUCUAAUGGUGUAGUACAAAUGCAGAUGAGAUAUUAUGACCAUCGUAUGAAUAAAGACAGACAAAAAAAUAUAA